AUGCCAUUUAUACACCCCGCUCGGUUGGAUCCGGAUAGCCACGGCCCAGGAACUGCGGACGUGAUGAGCGCAACACAAUUGUCAAAAUCAAAAUCCCGGCUGGGGUCAAAAUUGAAAAGACAUGACCUGGCAAAGAGGAGGCGUGGGCGAACUAAUCUGGGAGACCGUGCAAGGGAUGCUCGUCUCCAUGCUCUGAAGCGAGCAGCACGCCGUACAUCCAACUCCAAAGUUGCACCGUUGUUUGCCUCUCGUAGCAGAAAAGUUGGUGCUGGGAUUCCGUUGGUAAUGGCAGAUCAGCCGGAAGCCUCGAUAAGCGAGCAGAGUUCCACGUCCAUCACCGAUCAAGCCAAUUGCACAACCAUCUCUCAGAACCAAGACACACAGCCUGGGCAAUUUGCCCCAACAGAAUGGAUAGUGCCCGAUAUUUAUUCAGAUCCAUUCAGCGCCCCUUUAUUCACAGAUAACUCGGAUUCUUUUAUGAUGUCGCUUGAAGCGCCACAGAACUUUUGGCCUCCUUUGCCUGAAUUUAUCAAAACCCCACCUGAACACUUCAGACAAGGCCACAUCAUGUUCCUCCUAGCAGAAGGUGCUUUGACCCUCCCGAGCGUGUCCCUUCAGCAUGCUCUCGUUGAAGCCUGGGCGGAAUUUGCAUAUCCCUACAUGCCUUUGGCUCACAUUCAUGAUCUGUUGAAUACAAUCCACAACCCAAACAACUCGGGGCAGCGUAUUAGCCUCUUAUUAUAUCAAGCCAUCCUGUUUGCCGGAUCCGCCUUUGUCGAUACUAAGCAUUUAAGACAGGAAAACCACGGUUUCUCAAGCAGGAGAGAUGCCAGAAAGGAAUUAGCCCGGCGGGUAACACUGUUGUAUGAUCUAGAAUAUGAGAGAGAUAAAGUUACUCUCGUCCAAGUAGCACUGCUCAUGUCAUCUUGGUCUGACAUGCCGCACGCUAACAAAGACUCGUGGCACUGGCUGGGUGUGGCAAUCUCCAUGGCAUAUGCAGUUGGAAUGAACAACCAAUCGACCAUCCUUGUUCAGCCGCCUCGGGAGCAGAGGCUCUGGCGGAGGAUCUGGUGGUCAUGCUAUUCCAGGGACCGGUUUCUGGCUCUUGGGCUUCGAAGACCUAUGCGAAUCAACAACGAAGACGUUACUGUGACUGGACUGGAGCUGAAUGACUUUGAACUUAACGUGCUGCCCGACGACAACACCAUCAUCAGAUCACGAAACACACCACUUCGGGAUCUAAACCAGCAGCUCCAAUUAGUGGACUUAUUCAUAUAUCGGUCUCGCCUAUGUGCUCUUGUUGCGUCGGUUCUCCACGUUCAAGAUGCUCAUGACAAGUCAAUGUCUGCCAUGAUGGCUAUCAACUCAAAGUGGAGCCAGAAGCUCGAUCAUGAUUUCUCACAGGCGGAGGCUGCACUAAACAAUUGGAAGAGCUCAUUGCCGAGGUCGUGUGAGGACCGCCCAGCAGAGCAGGCUGAACUUGAUAAUGGAAGCGCGACAAUUGCAGUUCAGCGCACUCAUCUCCACAUGACAUUCCAAACGAUUCUUUAUUCUCUUCAUCGACCAAGAUUUCUCCCCACGUCACCGAAACUGCUUACUCCGGCAAACAAGCGGCCAAAGUCGAACUCCGUCUACCAAAUUCGAAAUUCCGCGGUGCAGAUUACCCGAAUAGCAAAGAACCUGGGCGAGAUGCACCUUGAUAGGUUCCUGCCUGUCUCGGGAGUCACGGUUAUUUUCCCUGCGAUGGUGAUCAGUCUAUUGGACAUGAAGAGCCGUGAUGCAGGCGUACGGCAAGCGGCGACAGAGCGAUUCUCGACGUGUAUGCGGGUGAUGGAGACGUUGCAAGAAACGUACAUUGCAGCGGAUUCCACCAUAAAUUAUUUUAAAAUGGCUCUUCAGAAGGCAUCCAUCAGCCUUUCGACUGCUAUGGGAAAUCCCAAGGUCGAGCCAGAAACAAAAGUUAUGAUUCCUACAGCGGCAACACCCAAUACCUUUGUGGAUCCGACAUCUCUAUCAAUGCCAGGCUCUACACCAUCGGUUGACUUCUCGAUCGACACCUCUCUUUUGGACAGUAUUGGCAAGUAUAAAAGUGGGAUAGACACACCAGAUAAACCUCAUGUAUUGGAUUCCAGCCAGGAUGUGACGAAGAAUAUGCUGGAAGACAACCAGUCACCAGCUAAUCUUCUACUGAAGAACGAAGCGGGUAAAGAGCUUGCAUAUUUGUUCAGCGGCUGGCGAGACUUCCCCCAUCACUGGGGAGCUGGAAGCUUUGACGAAGCGAUAGAAGGAAUCCUGGAGUCUGCAGGGGCUUGA
Clonostachys byssicola is the source of this 2313-nucleotide messenger RNA. Lineage: Eukaryota; Fungi; Ascomycota; Sordariomycetes; Hypocreales; Bionectriaceae. The record is from the annotation of a GenBank genome assembly.